Molecule: messenger RNA, 2380 nt
Organism: Penaeus chinensis
Lineage: Eukaryota; Metazoa; Arthropoda; Malacostraca; Decapoda; Penaeidae
Product: coiled-coil domain-containing protein 6-like
Exons: 8
Coding region: 7-1470 (487 amino acids)
Source: RefSeq, a predicted model, not a curated record
GUAAACAUGGCCGACAGCGCGAGCGAGAGCGACUCGUCCUCUGUCACCGAUGGCCCGAUUAUGCAGCCUCCUUCCAUGCCUCCUUCGCCAAUCACUCGGGAGCAAUGGCAGAAGAGGAUCGAGUGCUUGCAACAGCAAAACCGGGUGCUGAGGGCGGAGCUGGAGACGUAUAAAUUGAGGGUAAAGAGCCUCCACGAAGAGAACAGGGCGUUGCGUCAAGCUUCUGUCAAUAUUCAAGCGCGGGCGGAGCAGGAGGAGGAGUUCAUCAGUAACACCCUGCUGAAGAAGAUCCAAGCCCUGAAGAAGGAGAAGGAGACCCUAGCCUUAAACUAUGAACAGGAGGAGGAGUGUCUUACAAACGACUUGUCCCGCAAGCUGAGCCAGUUGCGUCAGGAGAAGGUGGAGCUGGAGCAGACACUGGAGCAGGAACAAGAGUGCCUUGUAAACAAGCUUAUGCGUAAGAUUGAGAAGCUAGAAACAGAAACCGCAGCUAAACAGAAUGACUUAGAAACACUUCGUAGAGAGAAGAUUGAAUUAGAGAAUACCUUAGAGCAAGAACAGGAAGCAUUAGUCAACAAGUUAUGGAAGAGAAUGGACAAGCUGGAAGCUGAGAAAAGGAUGCUUCAGGGCAAAUUGGAACAGCCCAUUUCCAACCCCCCUUCGCCUGCAGAUUUCAACCAAGGAGACAGGGCCAAUAACCUCUCGUCGCACAUCCAACACCUUCGCAACGAGGUCACCCGUUUUAGGGAGCAGCUCACAAGUGCCCAGGAAGAACACAACCGCACAACCCAGCAAUAUGCAAAUGAGGAGCGGCUGAUCCGAGAGGAAAACCUCCGGCUGCAGAGGAAGCUCCAGAUGGAGAUUGAGCGGCGGGAGGCCCUCUGCCGCCACCUCUCCGAGUCAGAAUCCAGCCUGGAAAUGGAGGAGGAACGGCACUACAACGAGGUGGCGUCACAGCGGCACCGCACUCUCUCUAGCCCUGUGCCCUACAACCCCUCACCUAGCUCCUCCAGGCCACUCUCCCCAGGUCUAUCCAGCUACAGUGGCGGCAGAGACCUGUUCUCCCCCCCAAGCCCCAUGGGCCGCUGCCCCCACUGCGGCCAGGUGAUCCUCCACCACCCACCGCCCACAGCACCCCCGCCCUCCUACCUGCCCUCCACUUCACCACCUCCCCCACCUGUAAUCUCACCUGCAUUCCAGAGACACGGGACCCGCACCUCCCAGGAGCGCUUCGUCAAGCCCAUCGCUCCGCCCCCCACCAGCUCCACACUGCUGGCCACACCCCCCGGCCCUCACCACCCCCCAGCGGCGCCCUCAGGGUCCUCCUCCUCCUCCUCCUCCACAGGAGCGACCAAUUCCUUGCCGCCCAGCCAUCCCCCUCCUCCCCCUCCCCCCGUGCCCGCCCCCCAGCUGCCCCCCUCCCCGCACCCCCUCGCACCCCCCUCACCCAUGGAUGUCAGUCGGAACUGAUGUGCUGAAGGAAGGUGAGAGGCGAGGGCAAGCGGAGGCUGCGGCAGUCUGAGAUCUAAGUGUAGUUUAUUUCCGUUUUAUGUUUUACUCGUCUUUUUUCCCUUUUCUUUUCUUUUCUUUUCUUUUUUUUAUUAUUAUUAUGAUCAAUUUUUCUUUUUCUUUUUCUCAUUUCGUCGUCGUCAUUUUUUUUUUUUUUUCUGUGGUUAUACUAGCGAACUCCUAUUCUCUCAGAUAGUCUUGGUAUCUCAUCACACCAGUUUCCUCUUGGACAACCCCUCUUGCUUUUAGUUUUUAAAAUUUCUUUAUUUUUUUUUUAUUUAUUCCUUUUGUUUGAUUUCAUACCUUUUUUUUUUUUUUUUAUGUCUAAUUUACGUCCUUUCACAUGAUAGCUUGUUGUGACAAUUGUGAUACUGGCGGCAUAUAUAUUUAAAGUGCGAGGGUCGGGGCUACGGACCAAGCUCUUCCUCCCCCUCAGCCAACAAGGAGCACUAGAUUAGGGAGUCUGUAGGAAAAACAAAUAGGAGAAAAUAUAUAAGAAAAAAGUAUUCACGUAUGCCAGUUAGUCUUGUACCGCUCUAUUAUUAUUAUUAUUAUGUAUAGAUUUUUUUUUUUCUUUCUUUUUUCCUGUUUGUGUUGAUUUGCUUUAUGUUUUAGUGUAACUGUCAUUUUAUUUAUUGUUGAUUUUAUUUAUUAUUUUAUUUUAUUUUUAUUUUUUUAAGGAAAUAUUUGCAGAUGGCUUUCAGUCAUAUCAAGGCAGUUAAUGGGUUUGUUUAAUGAGCCUAAUUUGUGAUAUAUGAAUUACGCUGUAAUGAUAACGGUGACAAAGAGAUUGAUGAUGAUUAUCAAUAAGAAAAAAAAAAAAAAAAAGAAGAGAAAAAAAAAAGCGAAAAAAGAGGAUAAAAAUAAGAUU